Morus notabilis is the source of this 2448-nucleotide messenger RNA. RefSeq names its product receptor-like protein EIX2. Bases 1 to 2448 code for a protein of 815 amino acids. Gene Ontology annotation, molecular function: protein binding. Lineage: Eukaryota; Viridiplantae; Streptophyta; Magnoliopsida; Rosales; Moraceae. The record is from RefSeq and is a predicted model, not a curated record. The transcript has 2 exons.
AUGGAUCCAACAGCACUUGGUAAACAGAAAACAAAAUCAGGUGCCCUGCUCAACAUUAAACGCGAUCUUCAAUUCUGGGAUGUACCCGAUCUUCUUUCUUCUUGGGGGAAUGAAGAGGGAGAAACAGACUGCUGCAAGUGGCUCGGGGUCGGGUGUGCCAACGAUUCUGGUCACGUCAUCAGCCUUGAUCUUUCUUCUAUCUCAACUUUGGGCAUCAAUGAUUACAUGUUGAACUGGAUUGUGGGAGGUAAGAUCAACCCUUCGUUGUUUGAGUUGCGAUAUCUGAAUUAUCUGGAUCUUAGUUUCAUUCAAUUCAUGGGAAGUCGCAUCCCAAGUUCCAUUGGUACUCUUGGCCAUUUAAGAUAUCUCAAUCUCUCCUACACUUUUAUGGGUGGAGAAAUUCCUCCUCAACUUGCGAAUCUUUCCAAUUUGCAGGUUCUUGAUCUUGGCUAUAAUCAUUACACAAUUAAUAGCCUUAAGUGGCUUUCUCAUCUUUCUUCUUUAAUAGACCUUCGCCUGAAUGGUAUAAAUUUGAGCAAAGCCUAUGACUGGGUGCAGAUUGUUAACCAACUCCCUGGCCUGACAACCUUGGAGUUAGGUUAUUGCAAUCUUCGCGACGUCGUUAUUCCUCCAUCUUUUUCCUCAGUCAACUCUUCAGCUUCUUCUCUUUCCAUCCUCAAUCUUUCCAACAACAACCUUUCGGUUUCUGUAUUCUCAUGGUUGUUUAACUUCAGUAAUAGUCUUGUUCAUCUCGACCUCUCGGUAAACCAGUUAGAAGGUUCUGUUCCAGAAUCUUUCGGAAAGAUUACUGCCCUGAAACUCCUCGAUCUCAGCCGCAAUGAUAAGUUAAGUGGCUCCAUCCCAGAAGCUUUUAGCAAGAUGACUGCCCUGACAUACCUCGAUCUAAGUCGUGACAAGUUUAAAGGCUCCAUUCCUGAAAUUUUUUUCAACAUAAGCUCCCUUGAAUACCUUGAUCUUGGUGAUAACAUGCUUGAAGGCGAACUUCCAAAAUCCAUUUGGAACCUGAGUAUGCUACGUACACUAAGAAUAGCUUCAAAUAAUCUAAGUGGAAAUCUCCCUCAAACUAGUUUCCAGAAAUUGAAGCAACUAGAAAGAUUGGAUAUUUCGAGAAACUCUUUGGGAGGCGUGAUUUCUGAAGCUAGUUUUUCAGAGCUUUCUGAGUUGCAUUAUUUGGAUUUGUCUUUUAACUCGUUAGCUUUGAACAUCCAUUCUGAAUGGAUUCCCCCGUUCCGUCUGCGUAACAUAUUCCUUGGCUCUUGCAAGUUAGGCCCCCAAUUCCCAAAAUGGCUUCGAACGCAAAAGAACUAUUCCUUUCUUGAUAUUUCCAAUUCUGGAAUUUCAGAUUCUAUUCCCAAUUGGUUUUGGAACCUUUCUAAUGGAUUUCAAAGCAUGAAUCUUUCAAACAACCAACUAAAUGGAGAAAUUGGUAAUAUUUCGCUAGACUUGCAUGAAGAAUUGUUCAAUGAUAACUUGGACAUUGAUUUGAGUACAAAUCAGUUGGAAGGUGUGGUACCAUCUUUUCUAUUCAAAGUGGCUGCAGUAGAUCUUUCCCGGAAUAGAUUUUCAAAGCUAAAUGUCCCAUGUAACAUCAACGGACAUACGGCCUUGAAAUUUCUCGAUAUUUCGUAUAAUGAGUUGUCAGGGGAACUUCCCGAUUGUUGGUCACGUCUCAAAGAAUUAAGACUUCUUAUUUUGGCAAAGAAUAAAUUAGCAGGAAAAAUUCCUCCCUCUAUUGGCUCCUUAACUGAAAUCGAGGCAUUGCGAUUAACUGGCAACAACUUCAUCGGGGAAUUACCUGCAACAUUGAAGAACUGCACACAAUUUUCAGUUAUUGAUUUUGGAGGAAAUAAGCUAUCGGGGCCAAUUCCGACAUGGAUAGGGGAAAAUUUGCAUGGUCUUAUUAUUCUUAGCAUGAGAUCUAAUUACUUUAGUGGGAGCAUACCUUCACAUCUAUGUCAUUUGACAAAUCUUCAACUGCUGGACCUGUCUCUAAAUGAUAUCUCUGGAAGCAUACCGAAAUGUGUCAGCAAUUUUACUGCAAUGAGAAAAGGAAACCUUAUGGAGUUCAAGAGUAUUCUUAGGCUUGUAAAAAGCAUUGAUUUGUCAAGCAAUAGAUUGACGGGGGAAAUUCCAACAGAAAUCGUUAAACUUGAUGGAUUGGUUUCUUUGAACUUAUCAAGAAACAAUUUGCAUGGACAAAUCCCCCAUGAGAUUGGUCAGUUAACAUCUUUAGAUGUUCUUGAUUUAUCAAGGAACAACCUUCUUGGUCAAAUUCCUCGCAGCCUCACUCAGAUUGAUCGUCUAAGUACAUUAGACUUGUCGAACAACAAUUUGUCUGGAAAAUUCCGACCAGCACUCAACUUCAGAGCUUCCCUAGUACUGCAUUCAUGGGAAAUCCUGAAUUGUGCGGACCUCCACUCUCAAUAA